CCAGAGCCUAGCUCAGCCCAAACUCACUGCCUGGAUCCUGAUCACACUGACCACACUGCAGAGGCAGACAGAGAGCAACACACCUGACACGCACUUACCCGUCAUGGAGAGUCUGACAGUACCUGUUGUGGUUGGAACUUCUGUGGUGGUCCUCUCUGGGCUCUACUUCCUCCUCCGAGGUGAUAAGAAGAAGAAGCCGCUUCCACAGACACUACAAGAUUCUACAGUUAAAUAUCCACUGCCACUCAUAGAGAAAGAGGAUAUAAGCCAUGAUACAAGGCGCUUUCGCUUUGGCCUUCCCUCUCCCACACAUGUCCUUGGACUGCCAGUAGGACAGCAUGUGUACCUGUCAGCUAAGGUGAAUGGGAGCCUGGUCAUCCGGGCCUACACUCCUGUCUCCAGUGAUGAGGACCAGGGCUUUGUGGACCUGGUGGUCAAGGUGUACUACAAAAACACUCAUCCUAACUAUCCUGACGGAGGAAAGAUGUCCCAGUACCUGGACGCCAUGAGCAUUGGGGACAAAAUAGAUUUCAGAGGACCCAAUGGACUCCUUGUAUACACAGGAAAUGGCAAAUUUGCCAUUCGACCUGAUAAGAAGUCUGAGGCCAAGGUCCGCAAGUUUAAACAUGUGGGAAUGAUCGCUGGUGGAACAGGGAUUACCCCCAUGCUGCAGCUGAUUCGCAGUAUUACAGGAGACCCUGCAGACAACACCAAGUGCUCGCUCAUAUUUGCUAACCAGACUGACAAGGAUAUCCUACUGCGGGAUGAACUAGAGGAGGUGCUGAAGAGUCACUCUGACCAACUCAACCUGUCCUACACUCUGGACAAGCCUCCACAGGACUGGAAGUACAGCUCAGGAUUUGUGAACGCUAAUAUGAUGAAAGAGCACCUUCCCCCGGCAUCCAACGAUGUGCUUAUUGUCAUGUGUGGCCCACCCCCCAUGAUCCAGCAUGCAUGCCUCCCCAACCUUUCCACUCUGGGCUACAAGGCAGAGAACACAUUCACAUACUAGUAACUCCCAGGCCUUGCCAACUAGGCAUAGAACCCCAUAUAUACAUUAAACUGCACCAGGACAUUUGAGACCAUUUGUUAUAUUGACUUAUCUGUGUAGAAUAUAAUGUAAAAGCCUACACUACAAGACCAAAGGGAUAUUUUCUAGGGGUUUUAAUAAAAGAAAAUGUAAUAUUUUCAUGUUUAACAUUCAAAGAACAGUUUGAACUGUUUUGUGUUAGAAAGACUGUAAUAAGGUUGGUUGGGUUUUGGAACGUUUGGACUGUUCCAGUAACAAUUUGUCUAGAUAAGUAUUGUCUCCAAAGCUUUUUGACGUGCUAUUUUUAACCCUCCUGCUGUGUUCGGGUUGAAUUGGACCGAUUUACAAGUUUUCUCUCUGAAAAAUGUAGUUCAUUUAAUCUGAUUGUCAUAAGGUUCCAU
Oncorhynchus tshawytscha (Chinook salmon) is the source of this 1431-nucleotide messenger RNA. RefSeq names its product NADH-cytochrome b5 reductase 2. Gene Ontology annotation, cellular component: mitochondrion. The coding region runs from base 104 to 1012 and encodes 302 amino acids. The record is from RefSeq and is a predicted model, not a curated record. The transcript has 9 exons. Gene Ontology annotation, molecular function: oxidoreductase activity; FAD binding. Lineage: Eukaryota; Metazoa; Chordata; Actinopteri; Salmoniformes; Salmonidae.